AUGAUUCCCCUUGCCGCGUCUUCGCUGCUGUCUCUGCGGCUGCGGCCGACCGACCAGCAGGUGGAGGAUGCUUUGCAACCCUUUCUGGCUGACUGGAAGCAAAGACCCCGUGAUGCAACCUCUACGCUGAGUUCGCUGGGAAAGGCGCUUCGAUCGUCCUUGGCCUGGCAGAUGCUCUGCGCGAUGCGAUCCAAUAAGGUGGAGACCAACAUUUUCCAUUUCAGCUCGGCGAUCAGCGCUUGCGAGAAAGAGGCACGAUGGCAGCUGGCGUUACAUAUUUGGUCAUCCAUGGGCUCAGCUUCCGUGGAUGCAAAUGUGUACAGCUUCAGCAGUGCCAUCAGUGCCUGUGAGAAAGCCAGUCAAUGGCCGAUUGCAUUGCAGCUUCUGUCUGUGAUGUCUGACGCACGUGUGGCUCCAAAUGUUGUCUCCUACACCAGCGCAGUCAGUGCAUGUACUCAAGCCAGCCUGUGGACCGAUGCAUUGAAUCUUUUGGAGGAAAUGUCCGCUUCCUCCACGGAACCGAAUGCGUUUACGUAUAACGCUGCCAUGGUAGCCUGCACGAUGGCAGACCAAUGGGAGAUAGCCCUCAUGAUUUUCACCGAGAUGACGACAUCUGGGACCCAACUGGAUGCCUACAGCUACAGUGGCACACUGUCUGCUUGUGCUGCAGGGAGCCUUUGGCGGGAGGGCCUGUCACUUCUGGCAGAACUGUCCGACAGAGGCAUUGUCCAUGACGCCUGCUUCAAUGCGGCGAUCUCCGCAUGUGAAAAGGCUGGACAAUGGGAGCACGCCAUUGCGGUGCUGGAGCUGAUGGAGCGCGCGGUCGUCACAAAGGAUGCGAUCACCUACAAUGCGUCUAUCAGCGCUUGCGAAAAGGCGGGUCGCCUUGAGGAAGGCAUGGUCCUUCUACGUAAGAUGCAGACGACGGCCGUGCCGGCCGAUGUGAUCUCCUACAGCAGCUUGAUCAGCGCUUGCCAGAAGAGUGGCGACUGGCAGAUGGCUCUUCACCUUCUUUUCUCGAUGCCUGCCGAGGGCAUUCUCCCCAACACAGUGGCUUUCAAUGCGACCAUCGAUGCCUGCGCGGCCGGCGUCGCUUGGCCGACGGCGCUGCAACUGCUUGAGGUCAUGGAGUCGAGGAGUGUGAUUCCCGACACGAUCACCUUCCAGUCCUUGAUCAGCGCCUGCGAGGAGGCCGGCGAAUGGGAGUUUGCGCUGCACUUGCUUUGCUGGAUGCCUACCCAGCAGUGCCAUGCGAAUGUCGUGGGUGCCAGCAGCGCAGUGAGUGCUUGCGAGAAGCAAAGCUGUUGGGAAGCAGCUGUUCUGCUACUCCUCUCAAUGCCGGCUUUGAGGUGCAUGCCGAAUGCCAUCAGCUACAACAGUGCCAUUGCUUCCCUCGAGCGGGGUAGCUACUGGCAUAUCGCGUUGUCACUCGUGCGCCAAAUGUUUGAGACGGACGUGGACCCUGACCUGACCACGUUUAACGCCGCUGCGGGCUCCUGUGACAGAUCUGGCAGAGUCUCCGAGCUCCUUCCGCUGCUCCUCGGCCAACUGCCGGCUCGCGCCUUGCGGACGCUGCGGCGCAGAGGAGGAGCUCCAGAUGCGCAGCCGAAGCUAGUGUGGACAUUCGAGUCGAAG
Molecule: messenger RNA, 1635 nt
Organism: Symbiodinium sp. CCMP2456
Lineage: Eukaryota; Dinophyceae; Suessiales; Symbiodiniaceae
Source: the annotation of a GenBank genome assembly